AUGCUGCUUCCUCUCUUCUUCUUCCUCCUCCUCAAUCCCCAUCUCUCUUCUUCAAUCUCCUUCCCCGAUUUCCAGAUCAUCGACGUUCUACAGCCUCCUCUCUCCCUCACCGGAACUCUUCCCGAUUUCAACAACACCCAUUUCUCCGAUGAGUCUAAAUACACUCUACGCCUUCUCCACCGCGAUAAAUUCCCCUCUGUUACUUACCGGAACCACCACCACCGUCUCCAUGCCCGUCUCCGCAGAGAUACUGAUAGAGUCGCCGCCCUUCUCCGCCGCAUUUCUGGGAAAACCGUAGCUCCCGAUUCGAAAUACGAGGUCGACGAUUUUGGGUCCGAUGUGGUUUCCGGUAUGGACCAAGGGAGCGGAGAGUACUUCGUCAGAAUCGGCGUCGGAAGUCCGCCGAAAGAUCAGUAUAUGGUGAUUGAUUCCGGUAGCGAUAUGGUUUGGGUUCAGUGUCAGCCUUGCAAGCUCUGCUACAAACAAUCCGACCCGGUUUUCGACCCUGCUAGUUCCGGGUCUUACACUGGAGUCUCCUGCGGCUCUUCCGUCUGCGACCGGAUCGAAAACUCCGGCUGCCACUCCGGCGGAUGCCGCUACGAGGUCAUGUACGGAGACGGGUCCUACACGAAAGGGACGUUAGCCCUCGAAACGCUGACGUUUGGUCGGACGGUGGUUCGAAACGUCGCGAUGGGAUGCGGCCACCGGAACAGAGGAAUGUUCAUUGGAGCCGCCGGGUUAUUGGGUAUAGGCGGCGGUUCAAUGUCGUUCGUUGGUCAAUUGACCGGUCAAACCGGCGGUGCGUUCGGUUAUUGUCUAGUGAGUCGCGGCACCGAGUCGACCGGUUCAUUGGUUUUCGGGCGGGAAGCUUUGCCCGUCGGAGCCUCGUGGGUCCCGCUGGUCCGUAACCCGCGUGCUCCGAGUUUCUACUACGUUGGGCUCAAGGGCCUCGGAGUCGGCGGCGUCCGGAUUCCUUUACCGGACUCCGUUUUCGACAUAACCGAAACCGGAGACGGAGGUGUGGUUAUGGAUACCGGAACGGCCGUCACAAGACUUCCAACGGCGGCUUACGCCGCUUUCCGCGACGGAUUCAAAUCUCAGACGGCGAAUUUGCCGCGAGCUUCCGGGGUAUCUAUAUUCGACACGUGUUACGACCUGUCCGGGUUUGUAUCCGUGCGAGUCCCGACCGUGUCGUUCUAUUUCACGGAAGGUCCGGUUUUGACAUUACCGGCGAGGAAUUUCUUAAUGCCGGUGGACGAUUCGGGGACUUACUGUUUUGCGUUUGCGGCGUCUCCGACGGGUUUGUCGAUAAUAGGGAACAUACAACAAGAAGGGAUUCAAGUUUCUUUCGACGGAGCCAAUGGCUUUGUUGGGUUUGGUCCCAACGUUUGCUAG
Microthlaspi erraticum is the source of this 1395-nucleotide messenger RNA. Lineage: Eukaryota; Viridiplantae; Streptophyta; Magnoliopsida; Brassicales; Brassicaceae. The record is from the annotation of a GenBank genome assembly.